Molecule: messenger RNA, 1209 nt
Organism: Sinocyclocheilus anshuiensis
Lineage: Eukaryota; Metazoa; Chordata; Actinopteri; Cypriniformes; Cyprinidae
Product: putative protein PHLOEM PROTEIN 2-LIKE A3
Exons: 3
Coding region: 85-789 (234 amino acids)
Molecular function (GO): GTP binding
Source: RefSeq, a predicted model, not a curated record
CCUGCAACAGCGUGUUUAAUGCAAACGUGUUAGAUUAUUAUUCUUAUAAACCAGGAUUUGUUUGUGAUCUGAGAUGCAGUGAAGAUGGCAACAGGGACUAAAGCUCUUCCUGAUAUUUUCAUUUUUGACUCCAGUGAUGAUGCAGUGAUCCGGAUUCUUCUGCUGGGCAGAAACACUUCUGGGAAAAGCUCAUCUGGGAACACUAUACUGGGAGAAGAGAGGUUUAAAAGGCACGAGUCUGAGGUGUGUGAGGGUCAAGCUCAGAUCUGUGGGCAGCAGGUUGCUGUGAUUGAUUGUCCAGAUCUACUGGAUCCAGAUCUGAAUGAAGAGCAGCUGGAGAAGAUGAAAGAGCAGCUGGUCGCUGGAUGUUCAGCAGGUCUCAGUUCAGUUCUGCUCACCGUGUCUCUGGAGAAACCUGUGGGAAAUGAGGAGGAGAUCCUGGAUUAUAUGAAGUGUUUGUUUGGUGCUGGAGUUCAGAAAUACAUCAUGAUUCUGUUCACACGUGGAGAUGAUCUGGAGGAUCUGGAUCAGACCAUUGAUGAACAUCUGAAACACAAAGAUCAUGAGGAUCUGCAGCGACUCGUGACUGAAUGUGGAGGAAAGUUUCACUGUUUCAAUAAGAUGAAGAAAGCGAAGGGUCAAGUUGAAGAUCUACUGCAGAAGAUUGAGGGAAUGAUGACGGAGAACGGAGGGAAUUUCUUUAUGAAACAAAUGCAGAGGAGCGACAGCAUGGACGUUCUUAAUGUCAGCUUUUCUGGACAGAGUUUACCAUAUCCAGUCUCCAGAUGAAGUUGAUGCAGUUCUUGAGAGGAAAGACCAGAUCAGGCUGGCUCUGCUGGGAAAAACUGGACUCUGCAACACUACUGGAAACACCAUCGUGGAUAUCAAACAGUGUCCGUGAGAAACUACAGUCUCAGUGAUGUGUGUGAUUAAGAAACUUAAUAAUCAGACACACAAGACUCCUAAAGCAGUUCUUUUCUUAUCAGCGGUGUAUUAAAAUCAUGCAGAGAUAUGCAUGCAGCGAUCACAGUAAUACAUCAGUCACUGCACGAGCUGCGAGUGUCUCCAAACAACUGUAAUAAAUGCACCGCAUUAAUCUGAAUCUGCUGUUCAUUCACAUGAUGCUGGACUAUGAUGUACUCUGUAAAUAUAAUGUGCUUUCUGUAUCGCUAUCCAGAGUGAGUGGCUUUCCCUUUAGAGGGGAAUCGG